AUGACUUCUUCCUUCUGGGCUUACUUGCCAAGUCCAAUGGCAACAAAUUCUGUACCAGCAGACCAUAUUAAACUGGAUGUUCCCUCUCCAUUCAGUCGAGCUCCUUCGGACCCUCUUCGACAACUCGAGUAUAUAGAAUUCCCUCUCCUUUCUAGCUUUCUAAACAAGUCAAAUCGGUUUCAGAAUUUAGGUGAGAUGAUGACUCUUGGGAUGAAUGAUGCGGCUAUUUCACCUAGUUUUAUUGAGGGAUUAACCCUGGAGGGUCCUGUCGGUCACACUGCACGGAAAAUAGCAUACCUGAUACGAUUACCGACUGAUGAGCACAGGUUAAAAGUGGGGAUUAGUUGGCUUACGAAGUCUGCCAUAGAUUCAGUCGCUUCAUUGCAGACUACUCUUACGAAAGUUCUUUCAGGCUCUUAG
Molecule: messenger RNA, 420 nt
Organism: Ilex paraguariensis (yerba mate)
Lineage: Eukaryota; Viridiplantae; Streptophyta; Magnoliopsida; Aquifoliales; Aquifoliaceae
Source: the annotation of a GenBank genome assembly